AUGAUCACCGAUUUGGGGGUUAAGGAUAAUAUUAACAAACAGGCUAUGGACAUUAUGAGAGAAGGGAAUGAUCAACAAUUGAUAGAAAAAAUAAGAAGAUUAGAUAAUGAAGAUGAUCAAGACCAGCUUUUCAGUCCCAUCAUGAGGCUCAAAGGAUUUGAUGGGUGCAAGGAUACACCUGUUGAGAUCCUUCAUGUGUUCCUUCUUGGAGUUGUGAAGUACCUGACAGGGGAUUUCAUGAAAGGACUCAAAGCAUGUCAUGUUGAAAGAUUAAUGGCAUCAUGGGAAUCUUUCAACAAAAAUUCACUUAACAUUGAAACCAUUAACCCAUUGAACAUGGCCAAACACCAUGGUAGUUUCCUUGGAAAACAUUUCCGGAUUGUUUUGCAAGCAGCCCCUUUUGUGUUCUAUCAAUUUAUGUCAGAAGAGAAAAGGCUACUCUGGAUCUCUUUGUGCCGGCUUUCAACUUAUAUUUUUCAAACCCGGAUUCCUGACGUGGAUACCUAUUUAGUAGAACUCAAAAUAAGGAUUGAUGAUUUCAUGUGGCAUAUUAUCAAGAUGAAUUGUCAAUGGGUGAACAAGCCCAAACUUCACAUUCUUCUUCACUUACCUGAAUGCAUUCAACGAUUUGGUCCAGCCACCCUCUAUGCAACUGAAAAGUUCAAGAGCUUCAAUGGGGUUUUGCGAAAUGAAUCCAUGCACUCCAACCGUCACAGUCCAGGCAGAGACAUAGCCAUCAAAUUUGUCAAUGAAGCAUGUUUACGACUAAUUCUUUCAGGGGGGCCACAUUGGAACCACAGAACUCAUGGAAGAUUUAUUGCUGAUCCACAGGUUACUGAUGUAUUCAGGGAUCAUCCACAAAUACAAAAAUCUCUUGGAUACAACCAUCUACUUGUUACAUCCCACAACCAAACACCCUCUUUCAUAACUACCCCCCUCCCCAAAGGAGAAAUGGAAGGUGUUCCAGAUUUUUUGCAAAGAAGAUUUCCCCACCAUAAAAUCAAACAAAUUCACCAGUUGAGACUAUUACAACAUGAUGUAUUGAAGAAAGACUAUUUUGUUUUGGUCAAAAAAAAUACAAGUUCAGGAUCCACCAAAGAUAUUGAAUGUGUUGAAUCUAUAUGGUCUGCCAGUUUGGAGCAUCAAACCCGGUAUUUUGUCAGGGCCAGGCAAUUUUUGCAAGGGCCAAUCAAUCCAUUUUAUCAGAUGAGAGAGCUAGAUGUCACAAGUCACGUUGAUUAUUUUGAAGCAUCUGAUAUUGUUGCUUGCCUCAAUACCCAACACAAUUGUCAAUCUGGAAGAUGCCAAGUGGUCAAGGGAUCCAGGAACAAAGGCCCCAAUUAUGAAGGCACUCAAACAACAUUGAAGAUCUGUCAUAAUGACAAAAAGAGCUUCAUAUUGAAUUCUGCUUCAUUGCGAGAUCCUGUAACCCAUCGUGAAUUGGCAGGACUCAACACUUAUUACCAUCUCAACUGGGCCACUGCCAUUGAGACUGGUAGGGCCCAGUGGCUUCCAAAUCCAACCAACCAGACCUCACAGACACGUUCAAGCAUCCUUGCCCCAAGUUUGAUUUGA
Puccinia graminis f. sp. tritici CRL 75-36-700-3 is the source of this 1575-nucleotide messenger RNA. RefSeq lists its product as uncharacterized. The transcript is spliced from 4 exons. The record is from RefSeq and is a predicted model, not a curated record. Lineage: Eukaryota; Fungi; Basidiomycota; Pucciniomycetes; Pucciniales; Pucciniaceae. The coding region runs from base 1 to 1575 and encodes 524 amino acids.